AUGGGGAUUAUUGACAACCAUCUGUGUCUACUUUAUGGAAUACAUGAGGAAAUAAGUCAACAUUUAUUCUUUGAUUGUGUAUAUAGUCGUAUAUGCUGGAACAUUAUAAAAAACUGGUUGAAUUGGAAUCUAAUUGAUAAAUUGCAUAACAUAACAAGGUGGAUUGGUAGAGGUAAAUCGAGUAAAUUUAAGCAGCUAGUUUAUUCUGCUAUGGUGGUGGCUACGGUGUACCAAAUCUGGAAGAUCAGGAAUGAGGUUCUAUGGAACGACAAGUUGAUAACACCUGAUAGAGGAAUUAAGCAGAUUAAAGAUAUUGUCAAGAAUAGAAUAAGAAAUAUAAAUAGUACCAAGUAUAGUUUAGUUGAUAAAUGUUGGUAUAACAAUUUAUAG
Molecule: messenger RNA, 390 nt
Organism: Vicia faba (fava bean)
Lineage: Eukaryota; Viridiplantae; Streptophyta; Magnoliopsida; Fabales; Fabaceae
Source: the annotation of a GenBank genome assembly